AAAAGUUUAUGAAUUUAGUUUAAAGUGUACGUUUAACUCCUGCAAUGGAUUUUUCUGCCUGUGCAAAAGUCAGGUGGAUACAAGGAUUUACAAAUAAGGACGUGUACUUUGUCGACAGAAACACCAUAGGAUACCCAUGUGGAAAUUAUAUUUAUUUUUUAGAUUUGAAUAGUAAAAAACAAACUAUACUUCAUUGUCCGGGCAGAGGUGUUAGUGUAUUCACUGCAAAUGGAAACAGUGGAAUAUUUGCAUUUUCUCCACGUGGGCUGAACCCGUCCAUAUUUGUGCACAGUCAUCCUUCACUAGGGUUAAAGAAUGAGCUUGCAGGAUCAUCCAGUCUCGACUAUAUUUCUUUGGCGUUAAGUGAUGGUGGGCCAUAUUUAGUGAGCUGUUCCUCUCUUCCAGACUACACCAUAACAGUCUGGAAUUGGGAAAAUGCAACACCACUUUGUCAACAAGAACGUGGUGGGAAUAGUACAUGUUCUUUAGUAUUUAACCCUUGGAAUUGGCUUCAAAUUUGUGCUUUAGACAAAUCCACGCUCACAGUUUGGAAUAUUGAGAGGAAUGGUAGUCUUCAUGUUCUUAAACCAUGCCCAGUAGAACUUCCAGAUGCCGAUGGUGCCAUUGUAAAGAGAUUUGUGCUCAGCUCCCAUAGCGUCAAUGAAGAGCUUUGCUACUAUGGACCUGAGCUGCCUCCAUCAGCGAUUGCAGGCCUCAAAGGAGACAAGACAGAAGACAUUGUGAACAAAAUUUUCAGAAAGGCCAGAGUGACUCCUGCUGUCAUUUGCUGGACAGCCACAUCACACCUCUAUGUAGGCUGUAAAGAAGGGUUUUUGCUUCUUGUUGAUCCAGAGCACCUCUCGGUUUCUAUUCUCUUCGAUCCCAAAACUUCUGAAGUCCCUCAACUGAAGCAUGGCUUUCAAGCGUUCACCCUUUAUAAAGACCACAUAAUUGCGGUAGGAAAGAAUGAUGUAAUUCAUGAAUUACAAAUAAAAGGAACACAGAUUAAAAUUACAAAAACAUGGGAAUUAGCCUGCCCUGUUACAACUGUUCUGUACUCUCCGAACUAUGAAACUUUACUCUGCACUUCUGAUAUGGGUCAAAUUUUCACAAUGAACCAAAACCCGACAGAGAAUGUGACAAAAGUACUGGAUGUUUUCUGUGGGGACUUUGUAGCUUUAACUUUCUCACCCACUGACAAGAACAUAUGUCUGACUGUGAGAGACCCAGGGCAACUGCAAGUGUGGUCUACAGAUGGCAUAAUCCUUGGCUCCUUGUCUGUACAAACAAAGAUAACAAGUAUGGCGUGCUGUCCCAUUGCAAACUAUGUGGUUUUGGGAACAGCUUGUGGAAAAGUUCUCUUCACUGAUGUCAGAGAUCCACAACAGCCUCGCAUAGUGCAUCAAACACACCUGUAUCACACAUCUGUGGAUCAUUUAGUGUUUGAUCAUGAUGGUCACUACCUAUUUACAAGUGCACCAGAUUCCUACAUGUAUGUUCUUGAUCCCAAGCCAUCGUCAAAGUUUGCUGUCUUAGGAUACACAGUCUUACCAAGCCCAUCUUUGACUCUAUCUGCUCAGUAUAUAAAGGAAAGUGAGCAGGUGAAAGUUCUCGCAUUGUGUGCUGACUCAGACAAGAAUUACAGCAGACUGCUGACACUUUUGUCUUUACCUGCAGAGAAGCUUAAUGAAAUCCCCAAUAGUGUAGACCGAAAUGGUGGUCUAUCAAAUAAUGUCCUAAAUUUGUCCAAAUAUGAAGUUCCUCAUCUGCUUACAUCUUGCAUCUUGGGAGACAAUGAUAUUUUUGCUUACUGCAACAACAACAGCGUGCAAUGUUUUGAGCUUCCACAGCACUCAGACUCUUCUCGCAGUGAACAGGUGAUAGAGCUUAACCCAAAAUGUGAAGUGAAAGGCCAUGCUUUGGGACCCGCUUCCCUCUCACUCUCUCCUCAGAAGUCAUGGCUUGCCUCCCUUGGACGAGAUGGCGUCCUGCAAAUCAGAAGAUGUGCUUCAAUGGAAAAAUGCAUUGAGCUACAGUGCCAUUCCAUGUGCCUUACUGGAGUUCAGCUUGUGUCCUUCUCUGCUGAUGGCCAAACUAUUCUAACUGCUAAUACCAAAGAUGGCUCCCUCGUGUGUACUAAUCUGAGAAUGAGUGAAGUUGCUAAUCAUCAGCCCACAAAGUACAGCAAGUCAUCACGGGGUAAUCUACAAAGUAUAGUCAAAAAUGAAAACUCUGCCCUUGGUAUGCUCAAGUGGAGUGAACAGGUUUCUAUGAGAAAAGCUGAUGAUAACAAGAGCAGUGGAAGUUUGCCGUCUAUAGAUGUGAUAAAACAAGAUGAAAAAAAUUACAAAGCUCUUCCACAUAAGACCUGGUUGGAAAGUAGACAAGAGGCGAUUGUGAAAGAAGACAAUGAAGCAUUUUCUGAAACAAAAGAAAACCUCAGGAAGAGACUGAAGGAGAUACGUGAUACUAUACAAGAGAUGAUGCGUGAAAACGAGAAUGUUCCUGAAAUUGAGCGUCUGGACCAAAAAGAGUUCAAUUUGGAUGAGGAUGAGCAGACGAGACUAGAGGCCAUGAUAGAGGAGGAAGUGUUAAAAAUGAAGACUGAAAGUGAGUGGAAUAUUCUGGCCAAUUACUACCUCCGUGACCUUAUAAAAAGGGACCACUGGGACUCUAUGAAGGUUAAAGGCAGAUCUGUGAAGGCCUUUCACUCUGACUGCGAAGUAAAAAACUACCCUCUGAAAGAACGCACUCAACAAGAGUUGGAGGAUCUACACCGAGUUGAGCAGAUGAGAAAAGUUGAAAAAGCCCAAUGCACAAAUCAAAAAGAGGAGGGAAAGGAAGACAAUGUCGACAUCAAAAGCAGUUUCUCUUUUGAAUUUGAGCAUUCCAGUCCUUACCUCUACAAUCAGUUUGAAGUGCAGAGUCGAGAACAGAGAGUCAACCAAAUCAUUCUGCUACAGGAUGUGAUCUAUCAAGUCAAAACAGCUUUUAACAAGGAGUUUGAUGCAGCCCAUAAGCAGAAAGUGUAUGAGCUGAAGAAUAUCCAACAAAGAAACACUCGCAUCAAGGAGAUCAUGACAGAACUGGACCUCCACGAGGAGAUGUGGGAGCCCAGUCUAACCACAGCCGAGUGGCCCGAGAUGCUGCUAACUGUCCAAGACUCAGAGAUUACAGCUGAGAAAUACCUCACCCCAGAGCAAAAAGAAGAGCAGGAGAAGAAAGAGUUGGAAGAGAAGAGGCGUUUGGCUUCCAAGGGUGAUAAAGCCAGGGAAAGAGCUUUGGACUCCAUGAUGGGGGGAGUCCUUGAAGUGAAGAAAGCAGACAUCCUAAAAUUAGAAAUUCCUCCGCCUGAGUUUGUUUUGACCAAACCUGAGUCCGAGUGGAUCGAGGAGGAGAAAAGGAUACAUAAAGAAUACGUGAAGAAGUCUAAAGAACUGAAUGAAGAAAAAGAGAAAUACAGAAAAGCCAUGGAAACUGAGAUGAAAAAACUGCAGAUGGCCACAAAAGAAGCCACUGAAAAGUUUGAUGAAAUUCCGGCAAAGCUGUUUGAGAGGAAAAAGAAAUGUGAAAUGGCUGUAUAUCAGGAAGAGUUAAAAAUUACCUAUCUGCUCUACUCCCUGCUCGUUGAAGAAGAGCUGAGAAACCGGGAGGCGGAACUCAAGCUCAAACUUGAACAACUGCUGAGAUACAAGGAUGAUUUUGCAGAAGAGGUGGUGAAAUAUCAAGAUGGAGUGGAGCAAUUUCGCAUGGCUUAUGAUACUAUUGUCGCUGAGGACAAAGAUCUUGACAAAGAAUUCCGGAAAGAGUUCAGCGAUGUCCCGAGCCACUUUGUUGACGAACUGUACAAAUUGUUCAAACGUAGACCCAGGGUCCAAAAGAUGAGAGCACAGACCACUAAAAACCCAAUUCCAUUCAAAGACCCGGCUCUGUGCGGAUCUAUGGCUCCGGACAAUCUUGGGAAACUGCUGAAGGCUGUGGAGGACAUGGACUCACCUCAGAAUAUGCCUGAGAACUUGAAUCUGUUCAUCUGGGAAAGGUUCUGCAUUUUCAGGAGAAACAAAAUAGAGAAAGAACACAAGGUUAAAAUGAAUGCCCUGACUCUGGCUGAGAUGCAAGCAUUUCUACAGAAGAGGAGAAAAGAGGAGAGAGCCGUCAUAGAUGAAAUCGAAACUAUCUCUGAGGAGCUCAAAAGACUGCAUAAAGUGAAGAAUCAUUUCAUGGUAGACCUGAAGAUACAGGUCUUACUGAAAGGGGGCCAAGUACAGGAGUCUGAUACAGAGCUCACAGUGGACUAUUCCAACUCUGUGCUGCUCCACAGACGUGUGGUCGAAGACCUGAAAAAAACUAUUAUUACGCUAGGAGAACAGAAGAUCUCAACCAUGGUGGCCUGUAAAGACUUUCGCAAAAGCAUCGUUCGGCAGGAGUGGGAAAACAAAGUAGACAAGAUGCACAUUGAAGAUCUAGAAAAUAAAGCUAGAGACAUCCAAAUGUUAAGGAUCUCUGAGGAACAACAGGAGUAUCUUAACAAGACUGAUACAGCUAGUCGGACCUCUAAGCAAGUCACUAUCUUGGAGAAAACUAUAGCAUUUCAAGAAAAGAGUCAUCUAAAAAAUGUGGAGCAUCGCAAGAAGAAGAUUAAGCAGCUUGAACGCCAGGCUGCACUUAAAUCUGAAAAAACCUCAGUGUUAGAGGUUCAGCGGUCAGAUAUGGAAGUCACUGUAUCAGAUAUCAAACACAUUCAUGACAGAAUAGCUACAGAUGACCCAUCAUUAAAAACAGAGGAACGCUACCAAGAGAUUGUCCAAAGGAGUAUGCUGAAGAACUUGGCCCAGGCGCAGGCCGAGGAGCUGUCUGUGCUUUGGGCGGAAGUUGAACGCCUGAGGACAAAGAACUUUCCCUCUCUUAACCAGCUGCAACAUCACUAA
Periophthalmus magnuspinnatus is the source of this 4928-nucleotide messenger RNA. RefSeq names its product cilia and flagella associated protein 43 (gene cfap43). Gene Ontology annotation, biological process: sperm axoneme assembly; cilium assembly. Gene Ontology annotation, molecular function: protein binding. The coding region runs from base 45 to 4928 and encodes 1627 amino acids. The transcript has 38 exons. The record is from RefSeq and is a predicted model, not a curated record. Gene Ontology annotation, cellular component: axoneme. NCBI's taxonomy places the organism in Eukaryota, Metazoa, Chordata, Actinopteri, Gobiiformes, Gobiidae.